This is a messenger RNA of Paramecium octaurelia, 232 nucleotides long. NCBI's taxonomy places the organism in Eukaryota, Ciliophora, Oligohymenophorea, Peniculida, Parameciidae. The record is from the annotation of a GenBank genome assembly.
AAUGGAUAGGUAAAUCGAAAAUAGCUGGAAAUAAUUUACAGGAAAUAGAACUUAUUAGGCAGAAAAUGCGCUCUGGGUUAAGAGAUUUGGAAGUGGUGAGUGUAUUGAUAUUCCUAAUCCUAUGAUUUCUGGAUGUGGAGUCAUCUGGUAUCUUGAGAUCUAAGAUAAAGGGGUGAAUAAUAAAUCGGUAUUAGCAGCCAUGUAACUGAAAAAAAGUAGCUUAUGAACACAC